UCUCUGGGCUUUGCAGGAAGGGUACCAAGGAUCUUCGGUCUCUGCUCUUCCCGACUGUCAGCCUUCAUGCUGAGGACAGACCUCCUGGGAGCUUCUCCAAAGAGCAGUGCCUUUUCAAGUAGAACGCCUGUGGCUUCGGGAAGCCCUCCCAGCUCCAAACUGUCACUCUUGGACAACUGUCACUUUGGAUAAACAAGCAAACUCUAAACGAAGCAGGUAGCAGACUUUCACAUCUUAGUAGGCUUAGCUGCACCAGUGAGCUCAGGCCAAGAUGCUUAGGGGCCAUUUUGCUGGCAGCGGGCAGGGAGGAGAGGAGAUCUGGAACACGGCGCAGGCCAGGCCGUGGGGCAGCCGGGUGAAGGAUGCCCGUCUGUCUGCAGGUGAGGACUCCGUCAGCACCCUGGGCCUGAUCCUCGGCGUGGGGCUGUCUCUGCUGCUCGUGUCCAUCCUGGGCUACAGCCUGGCCAAGUGGUACCAGCGCGGGUACUGCUGGGACGGGCCUAAUUUUGUCUUCAACUUGUACCAAAUCCGGAACCUGAAGGAUCUGGAGAUGGGUCCACCCUUCACCAUCAGUGGCCACAUCGGCAGUCCGGAUGGUGGCUACACGAAGUUCUCCAACAGGCUAGUCUGAUGAGGGGUGCAUCAGCCUUCAGGAGCCUCUGUGUGUGUCAGGUGAGUGGGUGUCGGUGAGCUCCUGAGUGAGUCUGAUAUCCCAGGAAGGUCCGCAGAUGGUCCGGGCUUGGGACCCAGAGAGAUGAUGUGGUUCAUCCUCCGCCUUCUGUGGAGUGGGUGUUGUAGGAGAUGAGCUCAGCAAUGAAGGCCCAGGGCUGUGCUGUCCCUGUCUCCGGCCAGCACUGGGCCGCUCCUUUUCCACCUGUCUACCUAAUGUCCUGCCUUUCAUCCUGGGGAGUUUCUAUUUCUAAUAUGGAAGCUUCUAGAGUAGAGCUUUCUAUCUGAGCCCCUUACUCUGAGUUGAAGGUACCAGAUGGCAACCUUCUCUGGAGCUUCCUUUCCGAGCUUUCUAAACCCAGAGCCUUCCCUGCUUCACAGCUCACUGACCCUUUGGUCACAACUUUCCUCCCUUACGUUCAAGCCCAUGCUUUCUCCAUGCCACAGUUGUCGUUGCCCAUCAAACAUCUUCUGCCCCCAGCAGUCCCUCGUGGACCCUCAGCUUCUCUUUCAUCUCCUCCCACCACCACAGUCCGCUUCUCUGCGUGUCCCUCCCCCCACCGCGUGCCUCUUGCACCGGAGGAGCCUAGCCAGGUGCAGUGCUUUAGAGGAAUCCUUCCCAGGUCUCAUCUCUUUGUUGUGCUCCUCUUCGUUUUCUGCAGAUGUGGCUCCUGGCCCAGCACCAGCCUUCACCUCCCUCAAGGCCUGGCCUGCUCUCCCUGUGGACAAGAGGACUCUUCUCUGGGAGCACCACCGGCCUGCGGGGGCAGAGUUCCCAGGAGAGUCGGGCCUCUGGACACGGAGUCCGGCAGAGUAGCAGAGGCCUUCUCCGGGAAACUAGAGGCAGCUGCUUCUCGGGGCGGGAGGACUGGCUUCCGGGAGGCCCCUGGGCCUGUGGGUGGAGCUCUAGGUGUCCUGAAGGCAGAGCCCUCCCAGGGCGGACAGGGCUUGGAGACUCCAGAGGGGAGGUCUGCAUGGGUGUCCCCAGUCACUUCCCCUUGCAGGGCUGACCCCAGGGGCUGGGAAACCAGUCAUAUCCUCAAAAGGCAAAGUCACGUGGGAAUGGUGGUGAUUCCAGACUGUUUUUAACCUUCCUAUCAGAAGCCAACUUCCCGUAAGAGCUGAAGGCUGGGCUUGGGCCUUUUCUCUGCCUUAUCCCCACUGUGCCGGGUUCUGGCACUUUCAGCCGUACCUGACGCUCCCCAUCUGGGUCUGCUUUCCGCGCUGCUGACCAGCCUCAGCGCCUCACAAACAAUUCUGAGGGCAGUGCUUAGAACAAUCUAGAAAUGUGCUCUUAUUUUUCUAGGACCCUGUGAUGGGGUGGGCAUGGGGCAGGGGGUUCUCUAUCUCCCUGUGCUCUUUAGGCCCUGGGCAAGGCCUGCCCUGGGAUGGGGAAGGUGGACCAGAAGUGGUGGGAGUGGUGGGGAGGAAUCCAGGCGAGCCUGCAGAAACCAGAUGACGCACGUGGGAAAUCAAGAGCCAAGCGCAGCUCGGUGGGUGGCAGGACACCGAGUCAUCCCUUCUUUCUCUCUGCUCUGUGCCCUACUAGGCCUGAGGUGGAGUCUGCACUGGGAUGGCAUCUUAGCGGACGCUUCCAAGCACAGUUGUUCAGUCCAGACGGGCUGAGCUCCUGGGGCAGAUGUGGGUGGAGCAGGGCCUGGAGGGGCGCCACCCCCCCCGGAACCUGCAGUUUGAAGAGCUCCCAGUCCCCCGUCUUCCUGCUGAUGUCCUAGCAGGAUACGGGAGCCCAGGACAGUGAUAAGUGAGGGGGAGAGAAGUCAUAUUAUUUGCCUUCCUAUACUCUUUCCUGAGGCUGGUUUCUUUCUUGCUUUGGAGAGUAGAAGAUUGCAGGGGAAGGGAGGAGAGAGAGGGAACCUACCAGCUCCCACCCCACACUUCCCACCAGGCCUGGGGACCAUUUUGCCAGUGUAGCCAGGCUCUGACUUAAUCAACCACGUCUCUGGAUUUGGAGAUCUUCAGCUGGGCCCCAGUCUUCUGUCCCUGAGGAGGUAGGGGUGGGAAAGAAUCCCCAGGGGCUCUGGACCCUCCCUCCCUUGAUGGCCUAGUUGGGGAGGAGCGGGGCGGGGAGACAGGCCAAUCUUGGCAUCCUUCCUCCUUGGUUCUCUGUUCUGGGGGCCAGGCCCCUUUCCUAAACCCAUGGGAUGUCCAGCCUCCGUAAAACUCUCAACCAUGCCCUGCUCAGUAUGGACCCCGAGUCUUCAGUCCAUGCAGGGCCCCCCUAGGCCCCCUGGAAGUGCUCAGGGCCCAGCUGCCUUGGGGGAACCUGAGAAGAUGGGGCCCAGGGCCUGCGUGGUCCUGCCCGGGCUGGGUGGCCUCAGGUGAGGAGACUGGGACAGCUGCUGACGCCUGGGAGCACCGAGGGUAUUUCCCAUUCUCAGCAGAGGAACUGAGACUGGGCUACUUCCUCUUUUCGGGUCGUCUGACGUGUUCCCUGUCCUCUCUGCCUCCCCCUCUUUUCCCUGACUUCCGCAGUCCUCCUGGCGAGCACAGCUUUCUUCACCCUUGGGCCCCAGCCCCCGCCCUAGGAUUCUCCAUGUUUCUAAUGAGGACCCUAAAGUGGCAGAUGCUGGCGACUUUGGAGAUGUGUAGGGGGCAGAGGCCCAGAAAUCUGGCUAUAGAUAUGGUUGCGCUGGGCACUGCCCUAGCAUCCGAACCCAGGCCGUGCCAGGGCCUCCCCGGGAGCCUCCCUCUCCUCUUAGCUGUUCUCCAUCCCACCGGCCCUCAGAGCCAGGACGCAAGUCCCAGGAGCCAGCAGCUCUCUAGGCUGGCAUUCCCAGGCCUCUGCCACCCCCUUCCUCUUUGGUGCCUUUGCCGGGGCUGCCUGGAAUGCCACCCACCUCCCUCAUCUAUUCCCUGUGGUCGGCUCAAGUCUCUUUCCUCUCACUUCCCUCAUGAUUCUAGACUCGACGCCCCCAUUUUGGUCCUAACAAUAGUCACCUUUUUCUCCAUCUGUGCUGCUCCCCAACCAGGCUGAGCUCUUUGUGGGCAGGGUUAUGUCCCAUAGGUCUUUAGUAACCGUUAAAUGUGGAGCACGUAGGAGAUGCUAAAUGUAAGUGCCAGCUAAAGAAACAGGCAAGGAAGAAACAGCUGGUGUGGCCAUGGAAGGCUGCCUCACCCUAGAGAAACAUGCCCAGGAGAACUGAGGAGCAGAAACUGCCUGAGCAGCACACAGUCUAAAGAGUACCAGGCAUUUCUGGGCACAUCACCACGUCCUGAGCCUCACAGCAACCUUGUGAUAAGGGGGUUUUCACCGGCCUUACUUUAUGUAUGGAGAGACUGAAGCUCAGCAAGGUAGCACACACUGCUUAAGGCUGCACAGCCAGCCACUGACUGUCCUGGGGCCUCACACAUGCGGCCUGACUUCAGGGCUGUGCGGGAUGAGGACUGCACACUGUAGAACAGGGUCUGGUCUUGACGGCCCUGCCACGCUGUGUGGCUGUGGGCUAGCCACUUUGUCACCCUGGGCACAUAUUUCAGCAUCUGGAAAUCAAAGGAUUGGACUAGUUCUCCAAAGUUCCUCUUUUUCACUUGAAGGAGAAAAAGGAUCUUACCUGUUUUUUUUCUAAGAAAACCUCUGUAUUCUCAGUGCAUAGCAUAGGACCUGGUACAUAGCAGGCAUUCAAUAAACAAAAGAUGCAAGCACCAAGUGUAGUCCUGACUUUCUAACUUAGGAGGUGGCCUUUGAAAGGUGACUCGCACAGUCCUUCAGGCCCCAAAGGUCUAGGAUCCUAAAUAUCACUCAGCUUUCCUUUGACCUUGGAUGAGUCAGACCGGCACCCAGGACUGAACCAUUCCCAGCAAACCCUUCUUCACGCAGAAACUGAACAGUGACGUUUGCAGGGUGGGUGCACCAUCCUCACAGGUGAAGGUGCAGAGGCUCAGGGUCUGGGGAAAUGAUUUACUUAAGGCCAGGCAAGAAUGGACUUUCAUUAUGAUCUUCGUCACCCACGUUUAUCCUCUGCCCGAGCUGGCAGCUUCCCUGAGCUCCUUGACCCCCAGGGGAGUGGGCUCCUCUCUUUGCUGAGUCCCCUGGUGUGGUGAGGGGGCUUCUCAGCAGCCUGGGCUCCCGAGACCCUGUCCUCAGCUCUGAACUUCUCACUGACACACUCUACAUUCUUCCUUUUAUUUUUUAUACCUCCUUUGGUGUCCAAAGCAUCAAAUUCUGUCCAUUCUUUAUGCCAGCUCAAUUCUCACUUCCCCAGGGAGCCUUCUUCAAGGCCUUAUUGUCUUCUUUUAAUUAUUACUUAACAUUUAUAACAUGUUAUAAAAAUUUAUAUAUAAUAUGUGUACUAUAAAUUAGAAGUGCUCUCCGGCUCCCAUAACUUAAUUGUUGAUUAUUCCCUUGUAUCCAUUCAUUCAUUCAUGCAGCUUCUAGAA
Molecule: messenger RNA, 5067 nt
Organism: Manis pentadactyla (Chinese pangolin)
Lineage: Eukaryota; Metazoa; Chordata; Mammalia; Pholidota; Manidae
Gene: SMIM35
Product: small integral membrane protein 35
Exons: 3
Coding region: 272-631 (119 amino acids)
Source: RefSeq, a predicted model, not a curated record